CGCUAGGUCAAGCAGAGACUAAGGACCAACGCAGUCAUGAUGUGAUGCUGCUUGUCUUGUUUCCUCUUAGGAAAGCAGACGUGGAGCCAAGACCGAGCUCUCUCCUCCUGGAGAGGACCUCCUCAGGGAUGGAGAGGCUGGACACAAAUGCCUCCAAGGAUCAAGGGGACUGCCAGUUAACAGAGAGGUAUAAGCAAAUCUACCUCCCCCUGACCUAUACUAUCAUCUUCAUCCUCGGGCUACUCCUGAAUGGCGUUGUCUUAUGGCUCUCCUGGCACCAAACCAAGCCAUGGAGCUGUGCCACCAUCUAUCUGGUGAACCUGAUGGUGGCCGACUUGCUUUACCUACUGACACUACCUUUCCUCGUCGUCACCUACAUCCUGGGUGACAACUGGCUCUUCGGGGAGCUGUUCUGCAGACUGGUGCGCUUCCUAUUCUACGCCAACCUGUACGGCAGCAUGCUGCUGCUGACCUGCAUCUCCGUGCACCGCUUCCUAUGCGUGUGCCACCCACUGCGGUCGCUGCCCUACCGGACCCGCAAGCAUGCCCAGCUGGGGGCUGCCACCACCUGGACCCUGGUGGUCCUCCAACUGCUACCCACACUGGCCUUCUCCCACACAGACUACAUCGAUGGCCAGACGAUCUGCUAUGACAUGACCAGCCCUGGGAAGUUUGACCAGUAUUAUGCCUAUAGCAUGGUUCUAAUGCUGUCUGGCUUUCUUUCCUUCCUUGGUCAUCCUGGUGUGCUACUUCCGGAUGAUCAGAAGCCUCACCAAGCCACAGGAGAACAUCACAAGGACAGGCAACACGGCCCGGGCCAAGUCCAUCCGGACCAUCCUGCUGGUGUGCAGCCUCUUCACCCUCUCUUUCGUGCCCUUCCAUAUCACCCGCUCCUUCUACCUUACCGCCCACUUCCUGGGCUCACAGCACUGCCAGCUCCUGAUGGCAGCCAGUGUGGCCCACAAGGUCUGGAGGCCUGUGGUGAGCAUAAACAGCUGCCUCAACCCCAUCCUCUACUUCCAGUUAAAGGUAACAAUGGAGCCAGGCUUCUCCAGAAACUGAGGCAGAACAAGGUGGAUGAGCACCCCGCUGGGGCCACAGGACAGGCGCCCAGGGUCUGGGGGAUCUGGGUACUGCCAAGGUGAAGUCUGGGGAGACAGGCUCCAUGGCUAACCAGGACUUGUUUGAACACAGACUAGGGAGGGGAAGUGGGAGGGGACGUCAGACCUCCUAGAAAGGGUCCUGCUGAAAAGCAUUUUACGUUGAUGUUAAGAAAUUUUACAGUAAGAAUGUGGAGGGUACUACCAACACUGAGUACUGCCGGUUUUCUCUUAUCACUCAGGUCUUGGUUCAAAUGUCACCUUUUCAAAAAGCACUCCUGCCCACCUCAGCUAAUGUUGACCUCUUCUCCCAGAACCCAAUCACUCUUUAUUUCCUGAUCUGUUGCCUUUGUGACACACCACUCCCACGAC
Messenger RNA from Chinchilla lanigera (long-tailed chinchilla), 1472 nucleotides. RefSeq names its product P2Y purinoceptor 3-like. The record is from RefSeq and is a predicted model, not a curated record. Gene Ontology annotation, biological process: G protein-coupled receptor signaling pathway. NCBI's taxonomy places the organism in Eukaryota, Metazoa, Chordata, Mammalia, Rodentia, Chinchillidae. Gene Ontology annotation, molecular function: G protein-coupled receptor activity. Gene Ontology annotation, cellular component: plasma membrane.